CAGUGUCGACUGGAGAGGGAAAACUACCAUCAAGCAAUUUGUAAAAGCCAGACCGGUGGCGUCAUUGCCUCCUCUGUAGUACGCGCAACACUGCGACUCUCCUGCUGCAUUUAUUCACAGCUUAUUCUCAAGUUGCUCUGUGGCUCCUGCACGCUUAAGUGAAAGCAAAGCUGUUCCUCCAAGACUGGUCCUCAUAACACAAUGCGUGUUUGUUCGAUUUGUGUUACUCUGCCACUUGGAUUAGGAGGUUUUGCGCAAGAAGUGUCACAGACAAAUAUAUUGUUUUCUACUCGUCGCGGGACUGAUGGUGGUGUAAAAAAGAAGGUAUUGUACUGCGCGCUCCCCCCACACUACUUCUGUAGUACAGCGUCUCCAAUUUUACGCCGAGGAGGAAUCCUCUCCUCCUUCACAGAUGUUGAAGGGGAGCAUUUUCUACCCGCAACUUAGUGCGCAGCUCACAUGUUACCAAAGGGAUACAUGCUUUUAGUAUUGUGUAGCGGGCAGACCACGUCCAGAUAAUCUCCGUUUACACUGGCCUAUACUUCUCAAGAUACCCAAGAGUUCCCGUUGUGUCGACUGUGCGUCAUCCAUGUUUGAUUAGACUUGUAGUCUGACGUCGCCGGGCACCAUUUAAGUAAAACAUCUCAUACAACGCUGAAAGUCUUCUUUUUUUCAGAGAGAGAGAGAGAAAGAAUAAAAACAUCAGGACUGACGAAAACCACUUUUAUCAAUAAGACGUGGAUCAACAAGUUGCCUCGAGUGCGUAAUAUCCAUCUGAGCGGGGUUCAAGCAUAAUCCGCAACACACGUGAUCGACAAAUCACUUCAGCUGCAAAUAUUUCUCAUUUGUCAAGAGAAAUAAACCCCGGAGCGUCCGCGGAGACACAUCUUGACCGAUUACGGCGAGAAUCAAGAGGAGACCGGCUCCAUGCCUCGCUGCGUCUCCAGAUGCUCGGCUGGCCACCACAUGGUAACUUUGCGCACACAGCACGCUGGGAAGAGGACCCACAGAGAAGGGAUCUGAAUGAAUGGGACUGAGAUUUAUUCGCAUUUCUCUUCUCGCCUCCCGCAGACUGUUGUAUGUGUUAUAUAUCCCGCUGGUUGAAGGUGUCUCACGUUAACACUAGAUAUCGAUUCAGCGGUGGAUAGGUCCGUCACUCGAUUAGGGAGCAGCAAAUGUCGAAGAAACGGAAAAGUCCUGACGACCAGGACUUUGAGGAUUCUCCAACUGCAGGAUGCAGCGACCAAGGCUUGACAGAUGAGAAAGUGAAGGCCUACCUCUCGCUGCACCCGCAGAUGCUGGACGACUUUGUGUUGGAGAGCGUGAGUGCAGAGACGUUGGACAGAUGGCUGAAGAGGAAGACCAGCAGCAGGCCUGCAGAUGACACAUCAGCUAAAGAAGUCAGCAGGCAGUACCAGGACACAAAUAUGCAGGGUGUGGUGUACGAACUCAACAGCUACAUGGAGCAGCGUCUGGACACUGGAGGAGACAACAAACUCCUGCUCUAUGAGUUGUGCAACAUCAUCAAAACAGCAACAAAAGCUGAUGGAUUUGCACUUUACUUCUUGGGAGAAUGCAACAAUAGUUUAUGUUUGUUCACUCCAACGGGGGCCAAGGAUGGCCCUCCAAGCCUCAUCCCCUCCGGCCCCAUCGCAUUUGGGACGACCAUUGCCGCUCAUGUUGCCAAGACUCGCAAAACACUGCUAGUAGAGGACAUCAUGGGGGACGAGCGCUUCCCCGACGGCACAGGGCAGGACUCAGGGAUCCAUGUUCACUCUGUCCUGUGCCUCCCCAUCCUCACUGCCAUCGGGGACCUCAUUGCCAUCCUGGAGCUGCAUCGGCACUGGGGCAAGGAGCCCUUCAACCUCAGCCACCAGGAGGUUGCAACAGCUAAUUUAGCCUGGGCAUCGGUUGCCAUUCAUCAAGUACAGGUGUGCAGAGGCCUCGCCAAACAGACUGAGCUCAAUGACUUCCUACUAGAUGUGUCAAAAACAUACUUUGAUAACAUUGUGGCAAUAGAUUCUCUACUUGAACAUAUUAUGAUAUAUGCAAAAAACCUGGUGAAUGCUGACAGGUGCGCACUCUUCCAGGUAGAUCACAACAACAAAGAACUGUACUCUGACCUUUUCGAUAUUGGGGAAGAGAAAGAAGGCAAACCUGUCUUUAGGAAAACCAAAGAAAUUAGGUUUUCUAUAGACAAGGGAAUAGCUGGCCAAGUGGCUCGGACAGGGGAAGUCUUAAAUAUCCCAGAUGCCUAUGCAGACCCACGGUUCAACCGAGAGGUGGACCUUAAAACCGGCUACACCACGCGGAACAUCCUGUGUAUGCCCAUCGUGAGCAGGGGGACCGUUAUAGGUGUGGUGCAGAUGGUGAACAAGCUAAGCGGAAGUGCCUUCACUAAAACUGAUGAGAACAACUUUAAGAUGUUUGCUGUCUUUUGUGCUCUGGCCUUACACUGUGCAAAUAUGUACCACAGGAUCCGGCACUCUGAAUGCAUUUACAGAGUGACGAUGGAAAAACUGUCUUAUCACAGCAUCUGCACGUCAGAAGAAUGGAAGACCCUUACCCAGCUCAACCUCCCUGCACCCAUUUAUAAAGAGAUCGAAACGUUCCACUUUGACAUAAAUCCCUUUGAGGAGAUCUGGCCUGCUGUCUUUAUCUACAUGGUUCAUAACUCCUGUGGUAAGACCAGCUUUGAGCUGGAGAAGCUGUGUCGGUUCACCAUGUCUGUACGGAAGAACUACCGGCGUGUGCCCUACCACAACUGGAAGCACGCAGUGACGGUGGCACAUUGUAUGUACGCCAUCCUGCAGAAAGCCUCUGGGAUGUUCACAGAGCUAGAGAAAAAGGGUCUGUUGAUAGCCUGUCUGUGCCAUGAUCUGGACCAUCGGGGGUACAGUAACACGUACCUGCAGAAGUUUGACCAUCCACUGGCAGCUCUGUACUCUACCUCCACCAUGGAGCAACACCACUUCUCUCAGACAGUCUCCAUCCUGCAGCUGGAAGGGCACAAUAUUUUCUCCAACCUGAAUUCCAGCGAGUACGAGCAGGUGUUGGAGAUCAUCCGGAAGGCCAUCAUCGCCACAGACCUCGCCCUGUACUUCAACAACCACCAACAGCUGACAGAGCUUCUGACAUCACACGCGCUGGACUUGAACAACCACUCACACAGGGACCGUGUGAUUGGUCUGAUGAUGACAGCAUGUGACCUGUGUUCUGUUACCAAGAAAUGGCAAAUCACACGACUCACGGCCAACGACAUCUAUGCUGAAUUCUGGGCUGAGGGAGACGAGAUGAAGAAGAUUGGAUUGCAGCCAAUUCCUAUGAUGGACAGAGACAAGAAAGACGAGGUUCCCCAAGGCCAAGUGGGAUUCUACAACGCUGUUGCAAUUCCAUGUUACACGACCCUAGCAGAGCUUUUCCCUCCAUCCAGUCCUCUUCUAAAAGCCUGCAAGGACAACCUGGGCCAGUGGGAGAAGAUAUCGCGAGGAGAGGCGGAGGACAUCGUGCCCAGCCGGCCUUGUGAUUCAGGCCCAGUCAAGGUGGACAACUGACUACCAAAGUGGUUUCUGGCCCACCAAAGGAAUACAACCUGAAUCCUGCCAUGGACCUGGUACUCUGUAGGGGAAAGAACCCGCAUCCUGUGUUAACAGGAGACGGAUCAGCUAAAGGCGACUUGACUUUGAAAAACACACAGUUACCUCAUUGGGUGACGGAGGUGUCAACACUGACGGUUUCACCGAUCCCACAGACUGACAAACAGCCGAUGGGGAGGGACUUCAACCCAUCACCCUACAUCCAUUCAGCUUGGGAAUUCAUUUGGUAGAAUGGACUUGUGCCGUUUUGGUUGUUUUAUUUUAGCUAUUUUAUGUUAUUUUAUGACUUGUUUUUUAUUUGAGCUGAUUCUUUUAUGGUCUUGUAUUUACAGAGGCCUUACUCUGAACCUUUCACAGGCUAGAAUAUGUGAAAUCUUGUUGUCGGUUCAGGCUUUUAUUUUAAAAUGGUACUGUUUGCCUUCUGUGGUAGGUUUAUCGUACGCGCACUACUUUAGCAAGGUAUUCCCAGAGACAGAAGGAAUGUGUAGAGCAGAUGUAUGAUGUAACGCCAUCUUACUGAGAAGGUGGACGUCAGAAUGUUUUUUUUAUUACUUUUUGAGCAAAAAUCCUUUGCAGUACUUGAAUAAAGACAUACAGCCUAUUCUAGGUGGAGAUGGCAGAAAUCCCCCGCAGCAAAAUUCUAAAAAACAUGGACAAACUGUGACAAGAGGAGUUAAGAUAAUAUCGACACUUGUGAAUACAGUCACAAGAGAGUCAUAAUGUUUCUCUCUGAAGUGGACCCCACAGCACUGCCCCUGGCCCCCAUGACAUUUGGGAACCUGCUGCAUAGUACUUUCCUCUGAUUACAGAAUCUGAUCCCAGACCAGCAGUUACAGUGAUGUUAGUAAGAUGGAAAAUGAGCGUGAUGCACACAUAGCAGCCCUUUCACAUCAGUUACAGUGAACCAAGACUGCAUACAAUUGAAUUUCCACUCAUAAUAAUCUUCACGCCACUAUCACAUCAUAAAUUAUUUUACACUACAAUCUGGUUGCUCUUCAUUAAACAGUAAUCAUUUCUUCAACCAUGAAUAAAACACAAGUAAAAUGAGGAUGAUGCAGAAAUUGGCUAAGUGUCCUAGGAUUAUUAACAAACUUUUUACAUGUUACUUAAUGUCCAAACAGCACCCUCAUUUAAGUCACAUUAAGGCGUGAACUAUUGAGCUUUAAAUUAAAUAAAGGGUGAAGGGUGGAAUAAUUUGUAGCCUAUACAGUCUCUCUUUGUCAAAUCUGUAGAGUGAACCGUUUAUGACGCUGAACACAUUUUGCUGUUGAUGCCAGGCACAGCAGCUCAACAGACGUCUCAAAAGCAGCCAGCUUUAUAUUUUCCCCAUAAUGACAAACCUGUAAAGCUUAAGUGCAUCACAUGUCUAUCUCUGGGAUUGCAACUCAGAAAUGUUGGUCGACUUAUAUCAGGUGUGUCACAGAAGUUCCCCCUCACAUCCACGACCUGUCGAUGGAAAUAAAUCCUCCUCCUUUUAUGCUGACUCUCCAACAUCAUGCGAGGGGGUACAUUUAGACUCUCCCAAAUGAGUUUCCGAGAUCUUCCAAAAGACAAAUGUUUUGUCUGAAACUGUCAUUCCAGUGGAGAUGGUCCCUUCAAGACUGAAAUUACCGCUCAGAUAAUUUGUUUUUACGACUGGUACUGUGGCCCCCUCCAAUGGUGUGAAUGUAUACCUUGAUGAAUGUUUUGUUGAUUGCAGAUCCUCGGUGGUGGCAGUUUUCCAUGAUGUGCUCUGUCUUACUUUUCAGAAUUGCUUCCAGUAAGCUUCAACCAAGAGCAACAAUUAGCAUGCACCUAAACUGAAGUUUAUAUAUAAUUUUGCAUAUACAGUAAUAGGUGUAUACUGUGUACAAUCUAGGAAUUAGUUUGUACAGACUGAGAUGUAUGCUCUGAUGGUGCUAAACUGAAUGGCAGUCAUGCACUUUCCGACUGAGUGUGUACACUGUGUGUGUGUUUGUAUGUAAGUAUGAGUGCUGUGUGUGUGUGUGUGUGUGUGUGUGUGUGUGCGUGCGUGUGUGUGUGUGUGCGUGUGUGUGCGUGCGAGAGAGAGAAAGCUUCUGACUGUCCCCCCCACCCCUCCAACCCCACCUGAGAACAUGGUUAAGUCCAUAACACUGCACUGUCCCUUCUACUUUUCAGCACCAGUUAUAUCCCAUUGUCUGCACUAUGUUUAGCUUAUGAUCUUUAUCAUUAUUAUUAUUAUUAUUGAUGAUUAUUAUUAUUGCUAUUAUUACUAUUGUUAUUUUCUUAAUUAGAGUUAAAUUUAAAUUAACUUAUAUUUUUUAUACAGAGAAAAAUAAUGUUGGCCUUUUUGUUUUGUACAAAGUAAACAUUAAGAUAAAUAAACAAAAUGGUCUAGACAUGUUACUGUUACCCAGAAUAAUUGCGGAAUGUCUCAACUGUAAAUGUAAGAGCAGUAGCCCAAAUGACUUUUAUUAAAUACCUGAAAAACA
Molecule: messenger RNA, 6049 nt
Organism: Larimichthys crocea (large yellow croaker)
Lineage: Eukaryota; Metazoa; Chordata; Actinopteri; Sciaenidae
Gene: pde10a
Product: phosphodiesterase 10A
Exons: 22
Coding region: 1176-3554 (792 amino acids)
Biological process (GO): signal transduction
Molecular function (GO): 3',5'-cyclic-nucleotide phosphodiesterase activity; protein binding
Source: RefSeq, a predicted model, not a curated record